Aedes aegypti (yellow fever mosquito) is the source of this 1689-nucleotide messenger RNA. RefSeq names its product fatty acyl-CoA reductase wat. Gene Ontology annotation, cellular component: peroxisome. Bases 146 to 1654 code for a protein of 502 amino acids. The record is from RefSeq and is a predicted model, not a curated record. Lineage: Eukaryota; Metazoa; Arthropoda; Insecta; Diptera; Culicidae. The transcript is spliced from 5 exons. Gene Ontology annotation, molecular function: alcohol-forming very long-chain fatty acyl-CoA reductase (NADP+) activity. Gene Ontology annotation, biological process: long-chain fatty-acyl-CoA metabolic process.
UCGCUAAUUGAUUCUUGGUCCGCGACAAUCACUAAAUGAGCGGCGGAAAAGUACCAAAUGUAAAGUUUAUAAAUGAUUGCUAUCAUUUGGGUCCGUGUCACAGUCAUUCCCUGGGCACGGGUGGGGCAAUUCGUGUAAUUUGUCGAUGAGCACGUUUGAAGCCAUGCGUUCGGAACCGUUGAAAUCCAUUCCGGAAACGUUUGCCGGGGUGGAUGUGUUCAUUACCGGUGGUUCCGGUUUCAUGGGAAAGGUGCUGAUAGAGAAGCUUCUGCGGUCAUGUCCCGACAUUGGCCAGGUGUUUGUGCUGUUGCGCGAGAAGAAAGGCAAAUCCAGCGGUGAACGUGUUCAGGAAUUGGUCAAAAUUCCGUUGUUCGACAAGAUACGCGAAACACAUCCAGAUAGUAUCCAGAAGAUAGUGCCAAUUCCCGGAGACUGUUCUCUACUGAAAAUGGGAUUAAACGAGGACAGUCAAGAAAAAUUGAAGGAUGUUCAAUUUGUGUUCCACGCGGCAGCCAGUGUUCGAUUUGAUGAUCCCCUAUGUAAAGCCAUUCUACUGAAUACUCGUGGAACGCGUGAGGUUUUUCGAUGGGCCAAGACACUGAAAAACCUGCGAGCCCUUGUGCACAUUUCAACGACCUACUGCAAUCCAGAGAUCUUCGAUAUCGAGGAGCGCAUCUACCCAGCCAAGAUGGACUGGCAGAAGGCAAUCGAGAUUGCCGAGCGGAUGGAACCGGAAGUGGUGGAAACGUUGUCACAGAAACUGACCGGUUUCUCGCCCAACACGUACACUUUCACCAAAGGGCUGGCGGAGCAAAUCUGCUACGACUAUCAGCAGGAACUUCCGGUGGUCAUUUUCCGGCCCUCGAUCGUUACCAAUGCGGAAAGGGAACCACUUCCCGGAUGGAUCGAUAACUUCAAUGGCCCAACCGGACUGUUGGUGGGUAUGGGUACCGGUGUCGUGCGAUCCGGAUGCAUCAAGUUGAACAACCACAUCAACUGUAUUCCGGUGGACGUAAGCAUCAAAGCCAUCAUAAUCGCUGCGUGGAAGCGUGCCAAUUCUGUUCAGUCACUGCCCCUGACGAUCUACAACAGUGCAGCUGAGGUGCACAAAACGGCCGACUACAGAUUUUUGGUGCGUGACGGAGAGGAUCUGUACUACAAAACACCGGCAACGCAGAUGCUAUGGUUUCCGGGAGGGCUGAACGCACCGUUCAAGUUACUCUACUAUGUUUUGUUCUUUUUCUUUCAAAUCAUCCCUUCGAUGAUCCUGGAUGCGUUACUGAAGCUUAGUGGACGGAAGCCCAUGUUGUUACGACUGCAGCGGAGAAUUUUCGACGCAACCAUUUCGCUUAUGUACUUCACCGAAAAUGAGUGGGUGUUCAAGACUGACAAUUUCCGUGCACUGCAAUCGGAGUUACUGGAGCAGGACAGGGAAACGUUCGAUAUCAACUACAUCACGAAUGGGCUGUCGACGUACUUCGCGGUUUGUAUCAUUGGAGCACGGCGUUAUUUGUUCAAGGAAAAGGACGACACCAUCCCGGCGGCGAAGAAAAAAAUGCGCCGUCUCAUGUGGAUCCAUGGGACGAUCAAAUAUGCCUUCUUCUUGUUCAUUGGGUACAUGAUUUUCUCUAAAUUUUUCUUACCAGUUGCCUAGUUGUAAAUGUUGUCAAUAAACAAUUUUCUCAUAUA